This is a messenger RNA of Pimephales promelas (fathead minnow), 2380 nucleotides long. RefSeq names its product solute carrier family 17 member 5 (gene slc17a5). Gene Ontology annotation, cellular component: apical plasma membrane. Gene Ontology annotation, molecular function: transmembrane transporter activity. The record is from RefSeq and is a predicted model, not a curated record. Lineage: Eukaryota; Metazoa; Chordata; Actinopteri; Cypriniformes; Leuciscidae. Gene Ontology annotation, biological process: monoatomic anion transport; transmembrane transport.
GACACGGAUGGUUCCGCAGUCGUUGUUGUUUUGCUUCUGGUCACUCAUCAGGCGGACAGCAGCCGCUGAAGAUGAUGGAGCAUUCAGCAUCAGACUCAGAAACUGAAGAUCAUGUUCAGCCUUUACUUCGCAGGAAAGAUACCGACAUUCAGAAAGCUCCUGCUUGCUGCUCCUCACGUUAUGGGUUGGCCUUUUUGUCGUGUUAUGGCUUCUUUGUGGCAUAUGCCCUCAGGGUGAACCUUAGUGUGGCAAUGGUGGACAUGCUGAAAAACCGUACCAGUGCCAACAGCAGUUCCUCCGUCUGUCCUCAUCACAGCAGCCCUGUUCCCAAACACAAUCACACUGCCAGUGUGUAUGACUGGGAUUCAGAGACUCAGGGCUGGAUCCUGGGCUCUUUUUUCUAUGGAUAUAUACUUACUCAGAUACCAGGUGGCUACUUGGCACGCAAGUACGGUGCAAAGUGGCUCUUGGGUAUUGGCAUCCUUUGCACUGUGAUCUUCACCCUGCUGACUCCAGUAGCUGCUGACCUAGGAGCUGGUUACCUCAUCGCUGUCAGGGUGUUGGAAGGUAUUGGGGAGGGAGUGUCAUAUCCUGCUAUGCAUGCAAUGUGGGCGUCAUGGGCACCACCUCUGGAGAGAAGUCGACUGCUCACUAUCUCUUACACAGGUGCUCAACUGGGAACUGUAGUGGCUCUCCCUCUUUCUGGUCAGAUAUGUUUUUAUCUAGACUGGACAUACGUCUUUUAUAUAUUUGGAAUUGUUGGACUUCUUUGGUUUGUCCUUUGGGCUUGUUUAGUCAGUAACACUCCCAGCUCACACAAAAGGAUUACAGAGGCUGAGAAGGCAUACAUAUUGGCAUCUUUAAAAAAUGAACUGUCCCCAACCACAGAUUACAUCCCAUGGACGUCAAUCCUCAAGUCUUUGCCAUUAUGGGCUAUAGUUGUAGCACACUUCUCCUACAACUGGACAUUUUACACUCUGCUGACUCUCUUACCCACCUACAUGAAUGAUAUUCUUGGAUUCAGCAUCCAGCAGAAUGGAAUGCUCUCAGCUCUGCCCUAUCUUGGUUGUUGGUUGCUGGCAUUGCUGGGUGGACAGCUGGCGGACUUCUUGAGAGAGAAAUGUUUUAUGCGCACUGUAAUUGUGCGCAAGGCUUUCACUAUAGUAGGAAUGGUGGGACCAGCUGUCUUCCUGGUGGCUGCUGGCUACACUGGCUGUAACUACACCUUGGCCAUUGCCCUCCUCACCAUCUCUUCUGCUCUAGGGGGCAUUUCAGCGUCUGGAUUUAACAUCAACCAUUUGGAUAUUGCUCCCUCCUAUGCUGGGAUAUUGCUUGGGAUCACAAACACAUUUGCCACUAUACCUGGAAUGGUGGGCCCAGUAAUAGCAAGAUCUCUGACCAAAUCUAAUACCAUUCCAGAGUGGCAAAUUGUCUUCUACAUCUCUGCAGCGAUCAAUAUAUUUGGAGCAGUUUUCUUCACUAUAUUUGGCAAGGGUACAGUCCAGCCUUGGGCUGUUCAGAGAUUAAACAUUCAGUAAAGCAUAUCUACCAGUAGCCAUUUCCAAAAGGCCAAAUGGAUGUACCUAUACUGUAAAGUCCAUAGAAAUCCUGUAGGUAAUUACAUAUGAUUUGCAAACUAAUGAAUACUGCACAAUCCAAUGUUGUUGUUGUUUUUAUAACAUAUCAACAAAUUCUGAUAAUUUUAUUGGUAAUAUGUAUCUGUAUUUGUUAUACACGUCAGUUUAUUUUCUUUUUUCCUCAAAUGAAGGUGCGAUAAAUGAAAAGGGUGAAGGAGGAUACGUGUAGGCCUAUCUUUCAUGAUACAUGUAUUUUUUUAAUGGUACAUCCAGUCAUGAUAAGCAGAUAGGCCUAUAAAGGUUUAAUCACACUACCAGUACAGUCUGAUUCCUGAAAAAAUCACUCAUGAGUUGAGUCUGCUAAGUGAAUGAAAUUAUUUCAGAUUAUUUCAUUAUACUCUCUGACUGAGUCAUACAUGAAUCAGUCAGAGAAAAUAAUGAAAUAAUCUGACUCACUUACAGAAUGAAAGUUACAUGAAUUGGUUUGAACUACUUAAGGCUAAAAGGCUCCCUCAAAUACAUUAUUCUAAUUGGGAUCUGCUCAAGUUUUAUAAUAGGAAUAUUUUAGCCUACUUAAUAUUGUACAACGAUCAUCCCUAUGAAAUAUGCCGUAAUUUAGGCCUAUGAUUAGCACAACAUGCCUUAACCUCGCUCAAACAACAGGACAACAAGGGACAUUUACGUUUAAUUCAUGUUUUGCCUUUUGUAAAGUAUAAUUAAAUGAUGUAUAUAUUUUUGUAUUUCUUCUGUUUUGUGCAAUCGUUAAAAAAUGACGAAUAAAAUGUCAAUUCGUCCCCUUGGAA